AUGAAUGAGCCACUGGACAGUUUUGCAAAUGCUUCUUCCGACUUCCCCGAUUUUGCAGCGCCUUUUGGAAAUUGCACUGAUGAAAAAAUCCCACUCAAGAGGCACUACCUCCCUGUAAUAUAUAGCAUCAUCUUCCUGGUGGGCUUUCCAGGGAACGCAGUAGCGAUUUCCACUUACAUUUUCAAAAUGCGGCCGUGGAAAGGCAGCACCGUCAUUAUGCUGAACCUGGCCUGCACAGACCUGCUGUAUCUAACCAGCUUCCCUUUCCUGAUUCACUACUAUGCCAGCGGCGAAAACUGGAUCUUUGGGGAUUUCAUGUGCAAGUUCAUCCGCUUCGGCUUCCAUUUCAACCUGUACGGCAGCAUCCUCUUCCUCACCUGUUACAGCAUCUUCCGAUACUUCGUGAUCAUUCACCCCAUGAGCUGCUUUUCCUUUCACAAGACUCGAUGGGCCGUGGUGGCCUGUGCUGUGGUGUGGAUCAUUUCCCUGGUGGCCGUCAUUCCCAUGACCUUCCUGAUCACAUCAACCACCGGGCCCAAUAGAUCGGCCUGCCUCGACCUCACCAGUUCGGAUGACCUCGCCACUAUCAAAUGGUACAAUCUAGUUUUGACUGCAACUACUUUCUGCCUUCCCCUGGUGAUAGUGACACUGUGCUAUACAAUGAUUAUCUGCACCCUAACCCAAGGACCUCAGAAUCACAGCUGCCUUAAGCAGAAAGCUAGAAGGCUAACCAUUCUGCUACUCCUCGUGUUUUACAUAUGUUUUUUACCCUUCCACAUCUUGAGGGUCAUUCGGAUCGAAUCUCGACUGCUUUCAAUCAGCUGCCCCAUCGAGAAUCAGAUCCAUGAAGCGUACAUCGUUUCUAGGCCGUUAGCCGCCCUGAACACCUUCGGUAACCUGUUACUGUAUGUGGUGGUCAGUGACAACUUCCAGCAGGCCCUCUGCUCGAUGGUGAGAUGCAAAGCCAGUGGGGACCUGGAACAAGCAAAAAAAAUCAGUUACACAAACAACCCUUGA
This is a messenger RNA of Puma concolor (puma), 1017 nucleotides long. RefSeq names its product oxoglutarate receptor 1 (gene OXGR1). Gene Ontology annotation, cellular component: plasma membrane. Gene Ontology annotation, molecular function: G protein-coupled receptor activity. Gene Ontology annotation, biological process: G protein-coupled receptor signaling pathway. The record is from RefSeq and is a predicted model, not a curated record. NCBI's taxonomy places the organism in Eukaryota, Metazoa, Chordata, Mammalia, Carnivora, Felidae.